CUAGACAACUACACUGGAUGUGAAUGUCAGCUCUCAGAAAGGAGGGAGCUGUCAUACAGGGUGCAGGACAAAGCAUGGGAGGAAACUGGGAAAGACAACAAAAGCAUCCAAAGGGCCCACGGAUUCCUCGCAUUAGGGUCCCUUGCUCUGCCUCUGACACUUCAUUGCUGAAGGACCUAACCCGGGGGCAACAGCGCUACUUUUACAGCAUCCUGAGGAUUUACGACUCCAGGCCCCAGUGGGAGGCCCUGAAGAUGCGCUACAUUCACAGCCUGCAGCACCAGCAGCUGCUUGGCUAUAUUACUCAAAAAGAAGCCUUGUCUUGUGCUGCUGUACUUAGCGAUUCUACCAGGAGAGCUGCAGCCAAGGUAGCUUCUCCAAGAACCAUUCCCCAGAAGUCUUCAGCCCUGAGAAGAAAACGUCCAUCAGCCCGACCUGUGGCUCCACCCAGGGCCCAAAGUGCAGGAUACUGAGCGCUCAGAAACAGAGGCCCUGCAGAGUUUCUGAAAUGGGCAAAUUGCCCAGAUAUUCCUGGCGUUAGUAGG
This is a messenger RNA of Lepus europaeus (European hare), 545 nucleotides long. RefSeq names its product family with sequence similarity 216 member B (gene FAM216B). The transcript is spliced from 4 exons. Bases 24 to 473 code for a protein of 149 amino acids. NCBI's taxonomy places the organism in Eukaryota, Metazoa, Chordata, Mammalia, Lagomorpha, Leporidae. The record is from RefSeq and is a predicted model, not a curated record.